This is a messenger RNA of Astyanax mexicanus (Mexican tetra), 4335 nucleotides long. RefSeq names its product vitamin D3 hydroxylase-associated protein. NCBI's taxonomy places the organism in Eukaryota, Metazoa, Chordata, Actinopteri, Characiformes, Acestrorhamphidae. The coding region runs from base 468 to 2207 and encodes 579 amino acids. Gene Ontology annotation, molecular function: fatty acid amide hydrolase activity; amidase activity. The record is from RefSeq and is a predicted model, not a curated record. The transcript is spliced from 15 exons. Gene Ontology annotation, biological process: fatty acid catabolic process.
GAGGUUUGUAACAGAUUAGGAGACUCGCGACUCUUUUAUUUAUCUGUUUUAUGCCCGGUUCAGCGCGAUACUUUUAUACGAGUUAUGCAGUUUAUGUUAAUUUUAGACUGUAAACCAGAUAGAGAGAAGACACACAAAAUAGGACGCGAUAAUCUGGAUCAGGAGCCAGACUCAGUGCGACCGCCUACGAGCUCCGUUCCUAUUGGACAGCGCCGGCUCUGAUGAAUGAGCCCCCUGACACUGACAGGGUCUCAAUCAUAACUCAUCUUCAUUUCUCAUUAUUAUCUUAUAUCCAGGCUCUUUCUGUUGCAGCAGGUGGACGUGCUGUUCCUGCACCUGCGGCAGUGAGAGGGCGGGGCUUAGAUUAUUCCACACCUGUACCUGGGGUUACUUAUUAAUAUGAAGUGUGAUUUAACCCUCUGCUGGUGGAGGUAACAGUGGAGUAAGGAGGAGCAGAGGUAUUGGCUAUGGAUCUUCAGUGGGCUCCGGUUGUGUACACUGCGGUCUGUGGUGUCGGUGCCACGGUGCUGCUGGUGAAGUGGGUCAGACACCACCAGGUCCAGAAGAAGAUCCAGCGCGCGCGGAGCAGGAGAGAUGCAGGAUUCAGCCAGGCGCGGAGAGCAGUGCAGGACUUCAAAGAGAAGAAUCCUGGACUUGACCUGAAUCCUAUAAUGGGCCUUUCUCUGGAUCAGCUCACUAAAGAGAUAAAGGCAGGAUCUCUGAAGCCCGCUGCUGUUCUUCAUGCCUACAUGGACAAGGCUCUGGAGCUCGGCAAGACCCUGAACUGCAACACUGGUGUUCUGAUGGAGAGUCUGACGCAACUGUCUGAAAUCGAGUCCCACAAAGACGGCCUUCUUUAUGGAAUCCCCAUCAGCAUCAAGGAGAACAUUGGGUACAAGGGUCAUGACUCUACAUGUGGACUUCUGUGUAAGCUGGAUGACCCUGAACUUUUGGACAGUGUGGUGGUCACUGUCCUGAAGAAGCAAGGAGCAAUUCCCUUUAUCAAAACCAACGUUCCACAGGGCCUUCUCAAUUAUGAAUGCAGCAAUCCUAUUUAUGGGAUGGCUGUGAACCCCAGGAACCUUAAAAAGACGUGCGGUGGCUCAUCUGGAGGGGAGGGUUCUCUGAUUGGAGGUGGCGGCUCUAUCCUGGGACUGGGGACUGACAUUGGUGGAAGCAUUCGCAUCCCAGCAUCCUUCUGUGGCAUCUGUGGCUUGAAGCCCACCUCUAACAGGAUAAGCAUGCGUGGAGUCAGUUCUUCUGUUAAAGGCAUCAAGUCAGUACACUCCUCCAUUGGUCCCAUGGGGCGAGAUGUGGAAAGUUUAGCUCUGUGUAUGAAAGCUUUGCUCUGUAAGGACAUGUUUUCACUGGACCCUACAGUUCCACCCAUACCGUUCAACCAGCAGGUGUAUGAAAGUUCAGAUCCGUUGAGGAUCGGUUACUAUGAGAAUGACGGCUUCAUGCAGCCAUCUCCGAGCAUGGCCAGAGCUUUACGAGAGACUAAGAAGCUUCUGGAACAAGCAGGCCAUACGCUGGUUCCAUUCAAGCCUCCAGAAAUCUAUAACGCUAUGAAUGAUUACAUCACAAAAGGUGCUCUCGCUGAUGGAGGUGGGACCCUUCUCAAGAUGCUGAAGGGCGGCCCGGUUGACCCUUGCCUGCAGCCCCAGAUCCUUCCUUAUAGUUUACCUAACUUUGUUAAGAAAUUUCUCUCCAUCGUCCUCAGACCCAUCUAUCCACGAAUAGCAAAAGCUAUGGAUGCAACUCGUGGAUUCAAGUCCAUUGAGGAACUGUGGAAACAUCAUUUUGACAUUGAGAAUUAUGUCCAUGAGGUGAUGACUCAGUGGAAUGCUCUGGAGCUGGACGCGCUGCUCUGUCCUGCGCUGGGACCUGCCUACAACUUCUAUUUCUGUGGAAAGCUCAACAGUGCCCUGAGUUACACUGCUAUGUACAACCUGCUCAACUUCCCCGCGGGGGUGGUGCCUGUAUCCACCGUAACGGCCGCAGAUGAAGCCCAGCUAAAUGAUUACAAAGGGAACUUUGGAGAUAUCUGGGACAAACUGUUUGUUAAGGCGGUUCGUGGUGGUGAGGGCUUGCCUGUAGCGGUGCAGUGUGUGUCUCUGCCGUGGCAGGAGGAGAUGUGUCUGCGCCUCAUGAGAGAAGUAGAGAAGGUCCAUGCCAACAAGAAGCUCUCCAGCAGCACACACUGAAACACCAACAUGUGCCAACAUGUUACACAAACACACCGAUACAGCCUGUAGCUGAUGGGUUUCUCUUAUUAUGGUACUAUAUAUAAAUGAACACAGAUUAAUAAGUAAUGAACCGCAGAUUGUACCAAUUUACUUAUUUACUUAUUUUUGAGCACUAAAUGUGCUUUUAUUUAAUAAUUAUUAAGAUUGUUUACUGAUUUACUGGAAGAUUACAAAAAAACUAGGCCUUGGCAUGAUGGCUAAGAGGUGGACUUCUGGGAAUUUUAAGUUUGUUGCUAAACGAGUGGUGAGUUGGUUCUGUAGUAUUAAAUACUGCACAGUAACUUAAUUUAAUUUAAACUUAAAUUUUUAUCAUUAUAAUAAUUGUUAAAAUAUAUAUAAUAUAUAAAAUAUAUAUAACCAGCUACCGGUUGCUGCUCGCAUAAAAUUCAAAGUGCUUACAAUCGCCUACAAGGUGAUGACAGUACAGGCUCCUUCCUACCUGCACUCGCUCCUGAAGGCUUACGCUACCUCCCGCCGCUGCGCUCCUCCAAUGAACGUCGCCUCGCUUUGCCAAACACUCACACAAAGCAAUCCAGACUGUUCUCAUACAGAGUUCCCCAAUGGUGGAACUAACUACCUUCCACUACCAGAUCAGGAGAAUCUCUCGCUAUCUUUAAGAAACUCCUGAAGACAGAGCUCUUCAAAGAGCACUUACUCUCCUAACUACUCUAACAAACUAACUAAUUCUAACCUCAUCUCCUUCUUCCUCUUCUCUACUCCUCUAUCCCAUUAUUUCCCUCUGACCUCCUUAAGGCCCUAUCUAUAGAUGCUUUAUUUUUAACUUCUAUUAUUUUUGUACUUAACCUCUUCUAUUAUUUGCACUUCAAUAUUGUAAGUCGCUUUGGACAAAAGCGUCUGCCAAAUGUAAUGUAAUGUUAUGUAAUGUAAUAUAAUCACUUUCAGUAAUUAUACAAACUUGUUCUAGUUGUGUAUAUAAAUUAUUGUAAUUUUUUUUGUAGAUCCAUCAAAGGGAUUAAAAGAAAAAAAUCAAACCAAGCCAGUAGUGGCAUAAAGUUAUCCAAAAGCAGUGUGUAAGACUGGUGGAGGAGAACAUGAUGCCAAGAUUCAUGUAAACUGUGAUUCCACAAAAUAUUGAUUUCUGAACUCUUAAAACUUUAUGAAUAUAAACUUGUUUUCUCUGCAUUAUUUGAGGUCUGAAAGCUCUGCAUCUUUUUUUGUUAUUUCAGACAUUUCUCAUUUUCUGCAAAUAAUGCUCUAAAUUAUAAAGAAAUUUUGGCCGUUAUGAAAGAAAUGUUGUCCGUGCAUCUGGUCCAGUUCUGGGUAAUCAUUACAAGUGUUAAGUAAUCCACUAGUAAAUGUUGCUAUCAUGGUGGUCAAGUUUAGAUUUUUUUGUCUUUUCUAUGAUCUGUUGGUCUUCUUGAUAUAUAAUCUGUCUAAUUUGUCUCAUAUGUAAUUUGUUUAGAUUUUUGGGCCAGUUUUUAUUUGAAUAUGUGUGUUGUUUUUUUUAUUUGUUGGUUUGUUUUUUUCUAACAUAAUCAGAAUCCAUGGUGCCUUGUUGACUACUGACAUGGUUUCUACACUACAUUAUGUACACUACAUAAUAGGUGCUAUGCGUGCCUAUAGACAGAACUUUUUUUUACUUCAUCAGGAGAAAGUUUCUCUUCGGCAGUCUUCGUGUUUCACUUAGCUUGGAAUGGAGCAGUCCCACUGGAAAUCGUGGGAGCAGUGUAUUUUUAUUUGUAUUUUUUUAAAGGCCAGUUUUAAGGAUUUUAUUGGUUUUGUUUUUUUGCUAACAUAAUCAAAAUCUGUGGUACUUUUGUUGACUUAAUGUGAAAUACAUAAAUAUGAAAUAACGUGCUUAGUUACACUAAUUUUGCACUUCAAGUGUAUGUUAAUUAUACACUUUAGUUUACAUUUUUAUUUUUAAUUGUGACUUCUGUUUGUUUCAAUGUAAAAAAAAAAUACAUUACAACAAAAAAACACAUUACAACAUAAGAACUUAUACAGAAUAUGUUAACUAAUUAUUAAUUAACAUUUUUGUCCUAAUUAGACAUUGUCUGACUAUUUAACAAUGUUAACUAAUGCAAUAGUAUAAUAACUAAUAAAAUCUACUUUAAAACAAAAA